This is a messenger RNA of Daucus carota subsp. sativus, 2111 nucleotides long. RefSeq names its product probable nucleoredoxin 1-2. NCBI's taxonomy places the organism in Eukaryota, Viridiplantae, Streptophyta, Magnoliopsida, Apiales, Apiaceae. The record is from RefSeq and is a predicted model, not a curated record. The transcript is spliced from 5 exons. Bases 87 to 1988 code for a protein of 633 amino acids.
CAUAUUUGUUGAGAGCGUCCUUGGUCCCAAACACGCCCUUUCACUAUCACACACACUGCUGCAGGUAUCUACACAGUCUCUUGCAAAUGUUUUUUGGUAUGCUGUCGAUGAGAAGCUUGGGUAAAUAUAUUUUGCGAGUAAAGUUUUCCAGCAGACUUACAACUUGUGCAACUACAAGAACAUUAUCAACAUGUGUAAAGAGCACAAUAUUUUGUUCAUUCAAUUCUCUGCACUUGUCUGGCAUUAUGACAGGAGGAGGAUAUACUGAAUGUAAACGCUAUCAUGCUGCAUCUGAUCACAAAUUAAAAUGGGGCAAAUGGGGCAUAACCAAAGGAGAUACCAUUUCUUUGACUGACCUUCUCUUCACUCACAACAGGAAUUAUCUCGUCAAAAACAACCACCAACAUGUUAAGGCUGAGCAAUUGGAAGGCAAGGUUGUUGGUAUAUAUUUCCUGCCACUAUCUGCAAAAAAUCCUAAACACUCAUUGUGGCACACAGCAUUGCUCAAGGACGUAUAUGAUGAUCUACGUCCGGUCAAUAAUUUUGAAAUCAUUCUGGUUGCCUGUAAUGAUCUCGAUGAUGAUAACUUCGGAGCACAAAUACCAGUCCAUCCUUCUCUUGAAACUGACUCUCACAAGGUCUUUCAUGAUUUAUUUUCUUGCAUGCCGUGGACAGCCAUCCCAUUUUCAGAUGUAACAUCCAGGAAACAUGUGCAAAGAAGCUUUGGUGUGUCUGAAGAACAUGUUUUUCAACCUAAUUUGUAUAUUGUUGACCAAACAGGCAUGGUGUUACAAUGUUGCUCUUGGUCUUGGGAUAUUCUUGAGUACUAUGGAUCCUUAGGAUAUCCUUUUAGUGACAAAAGACUUAAAUUUUUGCGGACGGAAGAUUAUUUAGCAACUCAGCAACCCUGCUUGAAAACACUAUUGGGCUUUCCCCAGCGUGAUUACGUCAUUUCAAACAAUGGUGAUAAGAUACCUAUUCACACUUUUGAAGAUAAAGUUGUAGCCUUGUAUUUUUACCACCCUGAUUUUCCCGAUUCGCGAACUGAAAAACUUAAGUUGGUGUAUGAAGAGUUCAAAAUCAAGAACGUAUUUGAGGUUGUGCUUGUUUACAUUUAUGAGCCACGUUACAGGAAGCAAUGGAGAAGUGAAAAGUUAUUUUGGAAAAGUGAAGAAUCAUUUUGGGAAAAGUUCAAGAAUAUGCCUUGGUUGGCGCUGCCAUUUAAAGACAUGUGUUAUAAGAAGUUGAUGCGGGUUUUCGAGUUCCAGUGUGAUUAUUCACCUCGUCUUGUAAUUUUUGGGCCUCAUGCGGAUUACAUUGAACCAUUUGGCUUUAGAAUGUUGCAUAAGUAUGGGAUUGGAGGAUACCCAUUCACCCGAAAGAAGGCUGCGGAGUUGGAGACUGAAAAAAUAAAGGAACUGAGGUGGGAGAUGCUCUGGGAUCCGAACACUGUCUUUAGAAGGAACGACGGGUCUCAGGUUCCUUUCUCACUACUUUCUGGGAAGAAAGUUAUGCUUGUUCUUGAAAGCUUUAAUAACUUGCUUAAUGUCGAUGAUGGCUCAAAAGAAGUGAUGUCAAUUAUCGAGUUCCUAACAAAGUUAAAAGAAAGGUAUUUUCGGAAGAAGGGUACUGAUGAUGAGUUUGAAGUGAUCCGCAUUUUGGUAAACAAUACGGAAUCUUCCGUAAGCAAACACCUUGUUGGAGAUAUGCCUUGGUUGGUAUCACCUGGAAGCAAGUUGAUGCAUGAGUUAGACUCCUCCUAUUUUUGGUAUGGCCGGUCUACUUAUGAUGUGCUCCUGUUUCAUAUUCCCAUCUUUGCGUUCAGUGCAGAUGGAAAACUAGUUAGAAAAACUAUGUAUCCUACAUUUGAGGCUUCAGAGUUCCCCUUUUAUGCUGGUAGUUUGGAAGAUGAAACCUUGUGUCAGUUGAUUACUUGCUGGGGGUUGGAUUAUUCUAACUUCCGGUAUAACGGGCGAAUCUAUACAUAGACUAACUUCUACUCAAACAUAAAGUUUUACCUACGAACUGCUUGAAAGAUACUGCAAAGACGUCCAUUUCAAAUAUGCUUCUAUUGCAGUUUUUUAUUUAUUACUCUGUUUUUAUUAUUUUCA